Molecule: messenger RNA, 1023 nt
Organism: Neolamprologus brichardi
Lineage: Eukaryota; Metazoa; Chordata; Actinopteri; Cichliformes; Cichlidae
Source: RefSeq, a predicted model, not a curated record
AUGAUGGUGGAAUCAGACUCUGAUCACGGUCCAGAGUGUGUGUCUGUAUGCAACAAGUCUGCAACUCUGACAGGCCAAAGGCCACCGGUGCUGGUUAAUGCCUGGCUGGUCCCCACUUUCUUUGGCUUCAUCAUGCUGGUCGGUCUAGUUGGGAACUCUUUAGUGAUCCAUGUUAUCACCAAACACCAGAAGAUGAAGACUGUUUUCAAUUUCUUUAUAGUACUGUUGGCAGACACCACAGGUUUAAAAAGGUUUUGUUGCACAGUGAUAGUAACAAACAUACCUUGUGUUCCUGGUUUUCAGGUGACUGCACAGGCGCCAUGUAUCACCCUGUCAGCAAUGAGUGUCGACUGCUGCUACAUGACUUUGUACCCUCUGCAAUCUCUGAGACAUCGGACGCCUCGGAGGGCUCAGGCCAUCUCCCUGUCUAUCUGAAUAGGCUCCUUGAUUCUGUCCAUCCCUGUGCUGGAGGUGGGAUACUGCUGGUUCGGUCCUCAGACAUACUACAGUGAUGUUUUUCCCUCUGCCCACCUCCAGAGAGCUUUCACCAUCUACAGCUUUCUAGCUGUCUACCUCUUACCCCUGCUUACCAUCACUGCGUGUUAUGCCAUCAUGCUCAAGCGGAUGGGCCAGCCCAGCAUGAAUCCCAUUGGCAGUGGCUACCAAUGGGCACGAGUCUCUCGUAUGGUGGUGGUGAUGGUGUCUCUAUUCCUCAUCUGUUGGUACUGGAAGGAGGUUUGCAUCCUCCUGCAAGCUUUUGGCCUCCAGAGUUACAUCCUAUAUAAGCUGAAGAUUUGGGGUCACUGCAUGUCUUACUCCAACUCCUCUGUAAACCAGUUUAUGUAUGCUUUCACGGGCAACAACUUUAGAAAGGCUUUCAAGCAUGCCUUUCCUGCCAUUUUGCUGUGGCGCUCAAGAGGGAGAGUCAGAGUGGGAAACACAGACGCAGAGGAAGAAGUAGAGACGGAUCAUCGGGCACCCAAAGGAGAAGCAGAGAUGCACUUUCUUUCAUCUGGCCCCUAA